GCGCUGACAGGGCUGUCGCACCACUUGACGGACAAGGCAUCUGAUAAUCCGCAAGGAACGACGCUAAGUCGCAGUACCAGCGCUGGAAACUUUUCGCGCUCCGGGAACGGCGGCUUGGCAAAUUAAGCUUCUGGGCUUCUGAACUUCUGCGCGCUCCUGGGCUUCUGGGCUUCUGAAGUUGUUCGCUCUCUGCGGCGCUUUAAAGGCCGCGUCGGUGCCCGCGAAGAGCAGUCCCCUAUCCAGCACCAUGUCCAAGCACGCACAGGAGACCAAGACGCCCGGCGAGUACGAAGAAGGCCCAGACGAGAUGGCGUACGGCGAAAAGGCGCUCGACGGCGCCUCCUCCGACGGCAGCUCCGACGACGAGACAGCCCACGGUGCGGCGCCCGGCGUGUCCAAGGUCGAGGCCUUCAACCGCGUCCUCUACAAGUCUGGCCGGUCGGGGAAGCUGCUGCUGUGGGCGCUGGCCGUGUCAAUCAUGAUCACCAUGUUCGUCUACGCCCUCGACCAGGGCAUCACCACGACUGUCUUCUCGGCCAUGGCCACGUCGACCUUUGGCCUGCACGAGAACCUGGCGGCGGUGUCGACUGCGAGCCAGAUCAUCCGUGCGAUCAGCAAGCCCUUCAUCGGCAAGAUGGCCGACAUCACCUCGCGGCCCACGACGUACUGCGUCGUCGUCUUUUUCUACGUCAUUGGCUUCGUUGUCGCAGCCAGCUCGAGCACGUUUGCCGCCUACGUCAUCGGCAUCUCCUUUACCGCCGUGGGCAAGUCCGGCCUGGACCUGCUGAGCGACAUUCUCGUGGGCGACCUGACGCCGCUCGAGUGGCGUGGCUUCUUUGGCUCGCUCCUCUCAACGCCAUUCAUCGUCACGGUGCCCAUCAACGGCUUCAUCGCCUCUGGCUUUGCGCCGGACCACUGGCGCUGGGGCCUGGGCAUGUUUGCCAUCAUGGUGCCCGUCCUCAUCAGCCCAGCCAUUGCCACGCUGUACGUCAUGCAGUGGCGCGGCAAGAAGAUGGGCAUGGUCAGCAUGGCCGGGUCCAAGAUGCAGCGCUCGGGCGACGAGGAUACAGGGCCCAAGACGGUGCGCAGCUGGCUCGCCCUGCUCUAUCGGGGUCUCAUCGAGAUCGACAUGGUUGGGCUUGUCCUCCUCGGUUUUGCCUUUGCGCUCAUUCUGCUGCCCUUCACGCUCGCCAAGGCCGCGUCGGGCGGCUGGUCGAACCCGAGCAUGAUCGCCAUGAUCGUCGUCGGCUUUGUCAUCCUCGUCGGCUUUGUCCUCUUCGAGUGCUUCGUUGCUCCAAAGCCGCUCAUGACGCGCCGGAUCCUGCGCAACCGCGCCUUCCUUGCCGCCGUCGUCAUCGACGUCUUCAACCAGAUGGCCAGCUCGGUGCGCAACACCUACUUUAGCUCCUACGUCUGGGUCAUCAAGCCCUGGACGACAUACCAGUGGACCAUCUUCCUGGGCAUCACAACCAUGGGCCUGAGCCUGCUGGGGCCCUUUGUGGGCCUCCUGCAGCGCAGCACGCACCGGUACAAGAACCUGAUGAUGUUUGGCGCCGUCGGCAAGCUCGUCGCCUACGGCCUCUUUGUCGACGCGGGCUCCAACACCAUGACGCAGAGCACGGCGCGCCUGACGGUGGCCCAGCUCCUCUUCUGCCUGGGCUCCUUUAGCGUCGUGGGCGCGCGCGUCGGCUCGCAGGCCUCGGUGCCGCACGAGGACAUGGCGACGGUCAUCUCGCUCCUCAGCCUCUGGUCCACCCUGGGCUCCUCGGUCGGCAGCGCCAUCUCGUCGGCGAUCUGGACAAACAUGAUGCUGGAGCGCAUGCAGCGCGAGCUGCCCACGGUGCCCCUGGCCACGCUCGAGAAGCUGUACGGGAGCAUCAUCAAGGUGCGCGCCGGCUACGCGUUUGACAGCCCCAUCCGCCAGGGCGUGAUCCGGGCGUAUGCGCAGACGAAUGGCAUCAUCGCCAUCACGGCCCUCUGCCUGGCUGCGAUCCCCGUCGUGGCGACGCUGUUCAUGCCCAACUACUACCUGGGCAAGCAGCAGAACGCCGUGACGAGCAAGGGCCUCGAUGGCGAGCACGUCGAGGUGCCCCGGCUCGAGGAGCACGCGGGCGAGCGCAAGUGGUACCACCGGCUGCGGGACGCCUACCGGCGAGAUGUGUGAUCUCCAUUGACUCCUUUCACUCCCACACUGUUCCUAGUGUUGUUCUCGGCAGUCGUUGAUGUAGAGCAUGCCCUCGAUGCUGGGCAUGCCCCCGAUGCUGGACAUGCCCUCAACGCAGGGCGGUAUGAAAUAAUACAUGACACUAGAUUCAUAGCG
This is a messenger RNA of Acaromyces ingoldii, 2320 nucleotides long. RefSeq lists its product as hypothetical. Gene Ontology annotation, biological process: transmembrane transport. The record is from RefSeq and is a predicted model, not a curated record. Gene Ontology annotation, molecular function: transmembrane transporter activity. Bases 248 to 2164 code for a protein of 638 amino acids. The transcript has a single exon. Lineage: Eukaryota; Fungi; Basidiomycota; Exobasidiomycetes; Exobasidiales; Cryptobasidiaceae.